AUGAGACGGGCAGGGGAGGAACGCGGUUCCCUCCCUAAACAGAGUUCGUCCGGUGCCCAUGCCGCACCGGGUUUCAUGGUUUUUAUAGGUAAUCUCCCCUUUGAUUGCUCUAGGGUUGAUAUUAAUAGGAUCUUUGGGAGAUAUGGCAAAGUGCAAAGCAUCUCCAUACCAACAUUCCCUGGAACCGUUAAACCCAGGGGAUUUGUGUUUGUCUCCUUCCUCUAUGAAGACAAAGCUAGGGUAGCCAUUGGAGUCUUGAAUGGGAAGCGUAUUGAUGGGAGGGUGGUUACUGUCCAAGCUACGAUCUCCAAGUCAAGAAGACAGCAGAACCCCAACCUCCAACCGGUUCACUUCAACACCUACCAAAACCCAAAUGCAUACAGCUCUGUGCUGAAAAGCACCCCUCCCUCCAGACCCCCACAACAGCCUCAUAAAGAUAGUGAACUAGAUACGGUGAUCACAGAUGAAGCUACGGUAGCGUUCCGGAGACGGAACUUGGAUCCACCUACCCAUCCCAAUUACCCAUCCCAACCCCCUCCCAAGGAUCCACCCCUUAAUAAACUCAACACCAAAAAUUGGGUUCUAACAGCCUUCCACCAAAACAGGGGAGAAAAUCCUGACCACCCUUCAACUGUUCGACUUAAUGCCCCGCAGACAGUUCCAGGUCCUACCCUGUCAGCUAAUCCAGAAUCAGGAUCCUCUCAAGGAUCAGUGAUCCCAACCACGGCUGAUCCCCUGGCGAUUGCAUGGCCUUCAAGAAAUACGGAGAUCAUCAGACAGCCGGACCCGCCCCUACAUCAUACCCAUGUUCAGUUAUCUGAGGAGACUUGUAGUCUGCAACGUGAGUUUGCCUCCCCUCCCCUAACGGGUGCGGUCCCUCUUGACACUGGCCAAAUUCAUAUUGACCUUUCCCCGUACUUCAACAACAGCUCCUACCUCAAUCCCCACCAACCAUCUGAAAACACCCCUCCAAAUGUAACAGAUGACCAGUCAGACCAUAAUUCCGGAACAGACAGCCUCCUGAGUGACCAAGAGGAGUCAGUUGAUCACCCAGAUUCUGAGGCGGGUAGGGAAUUGGAAGAAGAAACUGCAGAUUUCUCAGAUGAAAGGCCUUUGAACAGCUACCUAAAAUCCUGA
Messenger RNA from Magnolia sinica, 1137 nucleotides. RefSeq names its product serine/arginine-rich splicing factor SC35-like. NCBI's taxonomy places the organism in Eukaryota, Viridiplantae, Streptophyta, Magnoliopsida, Magnoliales, Magnoliaceae. The transcript has 3 exons. The record is from RefSeq and is a predicted model, not a curated record. Bases 1 to 1137 code for a protein of 378 amino acids. Gene Ontology annotation, molecular function: RNA binding.